AUGGCAAAUCCUCCGCACGGUGGGAUUCUUAAAGAUUUAAUACUUCGAGAUCAAGAUUUACAUGAUGCUUUACUUGAAGAAUCUGAAAAUUUACCAUUUAUUUAUUUAACUGAUCGUCAAUUAUGCGAUUUGGAAUUAAUUAUGAAUGGAGGAUUUUCUCCAUUAGAAGGAUUUAUGAAUAAAGUAGAUUAUCAAAGUGUCGUUCGAACACUUCGACUCAAAAGCGGAAUAUUAUUUUCGAUGCCAAUUACACUUGAUUUAUCAGGAUCAGAAAUCAAGAAAUUACAAUUGAAACCUGGUAAACGAUUGGUUUUACGAGAUUUAAGAGAUGAUAAACCAUUGGCAAUUUUAACCAUUCAAGAUAUUUAUCAUCCCAAUAAAAUCGAGGAAGCAAUUUAUGUAUUUGGUGAUAAUGAUUUGGCACAUCCUGGUGUUAAAUAUUUACAUAACGAUGUUAAAGAAUUUUAUAUUGGUGGAACGAUUGAAGCAAUUGAUCUACCUACGCAUUAUGAUUACAUUGAACAUCGAUACACUCCAACAGAACUUCGUGCAUAUUUCAAAAAACUUAAUUGGACUCGUGUUGUAGCGUUUCAAACACGUAAUCCGAUGCAUCGAGCACAUAGAGAAUUAACAGUUCGAGCAGCCCGUAAUAGACAAGCAAAUGUAUUAAUUCAUCCAGUCGUAGGAUUAACCAAACCUGGAGAUAUUGAUCAUUACACGAGAGUUCGAGUAUAUCAAGCUUUAAUGCCAAAAUAUCCGAAUGGUAUGGCUGCACUUAGUUUAUUGCCUUUAGCUAUGAGAAUGGGUGGACCAAGAGAAGCUUUAUGGCAUGCAAUUAUUAGAAAAAAUUUCGGAUCAACUCAUUUUAUUAUCGGUAGAGAUCAUGCUGGACCUGAAGAAUUACAAAUAGAAGUAGUUCCAUUCCAAAUGGUUACGUAUAUUCCAGAUUCUGAUGAAUAUAUGCCAAUUGAUGAAGUUCCCGAAGGAACCAACACAUUAAAUAUUUCUGGUACAGAAUUAAGAAGAAGAUUACGUACAGGAGGUCAAAUUCCUGAAUGGUUCUCAUAUCCAGAAGUAGUAAAAGUUUUACGUGAAACUCAUCCUCCAAGAUCUAAACAAGGAUUCACUUUAUUAUUUACUGGAUAUUAUAAUUCUGGAAAACGUAUAAUCGGUAAAGCAUUACAAGUUGUACUUAAUGAACAAGGUGGCCGAUCAGUCACUUUGUUAUUAGGAGAAACUGUUCGUAAUGAACUUUCACCUGAACUUGGAUUCUCUCGAAAAGAUCGAGAUCAAAAUAUUGCACGUAUAGGAUUUGUUUCAUCCGAACUUACUAAAGCAGGUGCGGCAGUUAUAGCUACACCAAUUGCACCUUAUGAAAAUGCACGUGCUCAAAUAAAACAACAAGUUGAAGCUUACGGAGGAUUUUAUUUGGUUCAUGUUAAUACUCCAUUGGAUUAUUGCGUUAAAACUGAUCGUAAAAAAAUUUACGAGCAAGCAAAAUUAGGAAAAAUCCAGAAUUUCACAGGAAUAGAUGAUCAAUAUGAAGCACCUACUAAUGCAGAUAUUGUGGUAGAUGUGAGCAAACAAAGUGUUAGUGAAAUUUGUCAUCAAAUAAUUUUAUUACUUGAAAAGGAUGGAUAUGUUGGACAAAGAUAA
This is a messenger RNA of Diversispora eburnea, 1656 nucleotides long. The record is from the annotation of a GenBank genome assembly. Lineage: Eukaryota; Fungi; Glomeromycota; Glomeromycetes; Diversisporales; Diversisporaceae.